AUGGAAGGUGAUCAAGUUCCAUGUCAAUUCAAGAAUUUAAAAUUAAAUCCAAAUGCAGCUCGUAGGAUUUAUAAUAACAUAAAUGCUAAAUUAACAUUAACAAAAAUGAAUCAAAGAAUUCGAUUAGAACAAUCUGAUAUCGAGCAAACAAGUAGUUAUGAUCGUAAAUUAGCAUAUUUUAUACGCUUUCAUUUACGUGAUAUUUUGACAAGUGAUCAUCGUCAAAUUUGGUUUAAUAUUCAAACAAAAGCGCUUGAUGAUAUUGAAGAUCGUAAUCAAAUUUUGAAGGAAAUUCCUGAUGAAAUUCGUGUAGUGUAUAGUUUUGGAGUCAUGCUUUCAUACGAUACGUUUAUUGGGCAUACAGAUGAACGAACUCUUGCUAAUAUUUACGUUCAAAAAUAUCCUAAAGCAAUUAAACUAGAAACAGCAACAUAUUUUCUAACAAUUCAAUUCAAAGACAUAGAUUCACAGAUUUUAAUCAAUCAUUCUACGAAUGAUAAUUCAAUUCAAAUUAUUUUCAUGCUUAAAUCAUCACCAAUCAUCGAAAAAACAGAAGGAACAAAAAAAUGCGAUCACAAACGGUUGAUGAAACAACUUCCAUUAUGCAGUGAUUUACUUGUACGAUUUUUCCCAGCUAAUACGGCAUGGAAAUUUUUACGUAAUUUACCAGUUGCUGGUUAUACUCGAAAAGCAUCUGAUGAUUUAUUUCAUAUAAAUUUUGCUUUAUUUCGUUGGCAAAAAGAUCCAAGUAAUUUUUCUCCUAUAGGUAUGCCAUCAUAUUCUUCUGCUUAUGAUUCUUAUGGUAUGGAAAUGCUUUGGUCAUUGGGUUAUUUAUUUCAAGAUAAAUACAAUGCUGAUUCUCAAUCAAUAGUUGGUAUUCAACAUAAAAAUUUAUAUGAUUUAUCUUGUACAAUCUGGCGUAACCUAAAACAGAAUCAUUGUUAUCGAAUUAAAGAUGCAUUGCAUGAUGCAACUUCAAAAACAAAUCACGGAACUUCUAAUGAGUCAUCACAAUUAAAACAAGUGGCAUUUGCAAUUAUAACACCAAAUCGUAUUGAAUAUCAACCGAUGCAAAUGACACGUUGUCAUAGAGGAUUUGAAUUAUAUCCUCCAGAGAAUUGGUUACUUGUUCACAUACGUGGUUAUAAUGGAAUAGAUAAAAUUAAUAACAUAGAUCUUCAAAUGCGGGUACGUUUUAGAAAUUUAAUGAUAAAAGGUAUUGCUCGCGAUAAACGUUAUUUUCAAUACUUUGGAUCAUCGGGCAGUCAAAUGAAUGAUCAGGCUGGUUGGUUUCUAUCACUUCCUCAUGGAACAACCAUAGAAUCAGCACGUGCAAAAAUCGGAGAUCUAUCGAAAAUUCUCAAUGUAUCUACUUAUAUUUCACGAGUUGGUCUAUAUCUGACAACAUUAAAGUCAACUGGGUCAGAUAUACCAUCGGCUUUUCAAGUUCGAAUAGCUGGAUGUAAAGGCAUGUUAUCGGUUGAUCCUAAAUCGAAAUCAAAUGAAUUCUAUAUUAAAGUUCGAAAAAGUAUGGUCAAAUUUGAAAGUGAUGAUUGGACUCUUUAUAUUGUUGAUCAUUCUCGACCUAUGCCAUUGAGUUUGAAUAAUCAAAUUAUUCGAUUAUUGAGUGAUUUGGGCAAUAGUAAUGGUAUAUUCGAAUCUAUUCAAAUGCGAUGUAUUGAUCGGAAAGAGUUUUGGCAUCCACCAGCAAAAUGUUAUUUGAAUGCAUUAGAUUCUCUUAAUCAAUCAAUAAUAAAUGAAAAUCAACAAAAAUAUAAAAAUGCGAAAAACUUUCUUAUUCGUAACAAAAUUCCGUUGCCUGUCAAUGAAGCUCGAUGUCUAUUCGGCAUAGCCGAUGAAACUGGUACAUUAAAAUCAGGAGAAUGUUUCAUUCAAUAUCGUAGUCUUGAAAAUUCGUCAACGUUCGAAAAAUAUAUUGUGCAUAUAGGUACUGUAUUAGUCACUAAAAAUCCAUGUCUUCAUCCGGGAGACAUCCGUAAGCUCGAAGCAGUAUAUGUACCAAAACUUCAAUCUUGUAUACGUGAUUGUAUUGUAUUUUCUACUAAUGGUCAUCGACCUAGUUUCAAUGAAAUGGCUGGGGCUGAUCUUGAUGGUGAUCAGUAUUGGGUUUAUUGGGGUAAUGAGUUUCAAAUUGAAGAGGUUGUUAAACCAUUAUUGUAUCCAUCUACUAAGAAAUCUUGUGUCAAUCGUAUAACUAAUGAACUCAUUGUGGAUCAUGUGCUUGAUACAUUCACAGAUACAGCACCCGGUAUUAUCGCUAAUACACAUUCAGUCAUUGCUGACAAACAUUCUAAUGGUACAUUUUCGAAAGAAUGUGAAGAAUGUGCUCUACUCUUUGCCCGAGCAAUCGAUGCACGCAAAACUGGUGAAAAUAUUAAUUUAAUUCCUAUUAUGAAACUUAAAGACAAGUAUUGCCAAACAUAUCCAGAAUGGAUGAUGAAAUUCGAUAAACCAAAGAUGGAUCCACCAAGUAAAUCGAUUAAUGAAAUUCUUUAUCAAAAAGCUCAAGAUGCAUGGAUACAUCCAGACAGCUAUAACGAUACGCUGCGAUAUUUUCCAGUUAUUCAAAAUCCUAUGGAUGAAACAGCAAUUGAUAUAGAUGAAUCAGAUGCCAAUCUAGAGCAAGAACCAGAACAAAUUGAAACAAAGGCAAAGUGCUGCUGUCCAUGGAUUCUUAUAAUUCUCGUUGCUGUAGGAUUUUUUAUAUUUUAUGUCAUAAAGCAUAAAUAA
Rotaria sp. Silwood1 is the source of this 2751-nucleotide messenger RNA. The record is from the annotation of a GenBank genome assembly. NCBI's taxonomy places the organism in Eukaryota, Metazoa, Rotifera, Eurotatoria, Philodinida, Philodinidae.